AUGUUUAACAUUCAGCGUCGCCAACGCGCUUUGAUCCUGGUGGGAUUCAUGUUAGUAGCGGGGCAGUGCUACUUUGUCAUGCGGAAGCACAACAUCCGACAACUAGCAAUGGAGGAAAUGUUAUUAACAGAAUUCCCUACAACGAUCAAUUUCAGUGCAACGGAAGAAUCUAACGCUGUAACCGAGAAGGAAUCGGGAUCCGAAAAAUCAAUGCCAAUCUCGAUUAAAGAAUACUACCAACUGAUGGACAUUUAUGCGCAGGCUACACUGACGGAUAUCGAUCCACCAUUCAAGAAGAUCUUGUUUUGGAAUGAAGCAUACGGGAGCAAAAAGUACGGAGUGGGAAUCGGUAAGGAUGCGUUACGUAAAUCUGGGUGCCCCGUUUGGCAAUGCGAAACCAGCGACGACCGUCAUAACGUGGAAGAGUACGACGCCAUAGUCUUUCAUCUUCGCAGUUGGACGCAAAAAGACUUGCCGGAACGACGCUCGCCUCAGCAGCGCUACGUGUUCUGGAGUAUUGAGUCUGCGGCGUGGAGAUUCGUUGACACGAAACGAAUGACCAACUAUUUCAACUGGACCAUGACUUACCGCUGGGACUCGGAUCUUGUUAGUCCUUAUGGUUACAUCAAACCCACUGGAAAUGUUCCGCUUCAUCCCAGUCACGAGCAAAUGAAGGGCUACUUAACCAGUCGUUCCGUGGUUAAUUACGCGGAAGGAAAGACGAAAAUGGCCGCUUGGUUCGUCUCCAACUGCGCGUCCAAAAGCAAAAGGAUGGAGUUGGUCAAAGAGCUUCAAAAGUACAUUGACGUCGACGUUUAUGGUAACUGUGGGACGAUGAAGUGUCCAAGGAAACGGGAAGAGGACUGCCGACAAAUGGCGGCGAAGAAAUACAAGUUUUACUUGUCACUAGAAAACUCAAUAUGCCAGGACUACGUCACAGAAAAAUUUUUCGGGAUGAUGCAUCACCCCAUACUGCCGGUCGUCAUCGGCUUCCACGACCAUCACGAAAGAAUAGCGCCAACGCAUUCCUUCAUCAACAUGGCAUACUUUGAGAGCGUUGAAAGGCUUGCAGAAUAUAUGAUUAUGCUCGACAAAAACGACACGCUGUACAAUCAAUAUUUUUGGUGGAAGCCAUACUUUGAAGUGCGCAACAGCCAGGAAGACUUCAACAAAGGCAUGUGCCAUUUAUGCGCCGCACUCCACAAUAGAACAUUACCCCCUAAAAUCUACAAAGACAUGACGAGCUGGUGGGACAAAAACGCGACAUGUCAAACCCCCAACAUCAUAUGACUUGCACGAAAAAAGUAAUGACGCGGCUAAAACACUCAAGUGGGCCCUUUACCGCUACUUGGAUGUAAUUUUACGUAAUUUAACUUGAUUGCGAUUUACUGAAUCUACUGUACGUCAAGCUCUUUACUUCGUAGCAUUGAACCCAUCUCCCUCCCAUAAAAGGCUUUUCUUUUUCGUAAAAGGAUGUUCUAACGGAAAAAAAUUGGUUAAGACUGUAACGUUUCCUUUCAUACAAUGUAUGCAAAUGAACUGUAAUCUACUGCAAUACCUAUACUUAACGGCGAACUCGAGACAGCAGAUGGUGCCAGCUUUUCUUUGACCUUCUCAAUACAUGAUGUGAAAGUGGUUUUCUGCGUUAGCCAAAAGCUUUUCUGUUGGAAAAUCGGCCUUGAUUGUGUUGCGAAGCUAUGUCUCCCGGCCAUGUGAAGAACAAUCUAAAAAAGAAACGGGUCUCUCAAAGCUUAUUAAACUUUUUAACAUAAGGCAAAGAUUGAUCGCCACAAAUUUCACGUUCGAUUAAGCAUGCACUGUACUGCACAAUACUACACGAAUUCAAAUAAAUAAUAACAUAUCGGUGAAAAGAUAUCGAUUUCAACGACAGCAGUGUGUAUUCGGUUUACGUAAUGGCCAGAUGUGAGGUGUAGUGUAUACUCGAAUGGGAAGUGUUGAUAUUAAAACGGAGAAAUCAAAAA
Molecule: messenger RNA, 1982 nt
Organism: Daphnia pulicaria
Lineage: Eukaryota; Metazoa; Arthropoda; Branchiopoda; Diplostraca; Daphniidae
Product: alpha-(1,3)-fucosyltransferase C-like
Exons: 3
Coding region: 1-1290 (429 amino acids)
Cellular component (GO): membrane
Molecular function (GO): alpha-(1->3)-fucosyltransferase activity
Source: RefSeq, a predicted model, not a curated record